This is a messenger RNA of Umbelopsis ramanniana AG, 551 nucleotides long. RefSeq lists its product as uncharacterized. The record is from RefSeq and is a predicted model, not a curated record. The transcript is spliced from 2 exons. Bases 182 to 376 code for a protein of 64 amino acids. Lineage: Eukaryota; Fungi; Mucoromycota; Umbelopsidomycetes; Umbelopsidales; Umbelopsidaceae.
UGCAUUCUGUUUGCAGGAUCAGAUUUUUGAUCAGUUUAUUAUUUCUGAGCGCAGUAACAGUACCACAGCAUCAGUGGUGGACGCAGAAUGUGAUGCGUUGCAUCGUAUUCCUUUGUCCUGCCUACAUAGACUAAACGUUGAAUAACUCCGAAGUUAACGCAUAAAUGGAAGAGGCCCUCUGAUGUUAUUAUAUGUCCUCACCACUUUACUCACAGCAUCUUUUCGCGUUCUGUUCGUAGGAUCAGAGUUGUCGAUGACCACUCAGUCUUUCUCCCUCGGUCAGCAUGUCUGUCAUUAUAUCAGCCCUCGCUUUCGAACAAAUCCUUCAACAAGAUUCAAGAACGGUGAAUUGGUAGUUAAGUAUAGACAUUUAUGAUCUCCAGCCUUAACCAAAUCUCGAACUGCAAUUGGAGCAUGGAUUGGGAAUUGUCCGUUAUCAGAUAAUAGCCGUUGGUGUUGUUUUUAUGCGACACACCACUCCCAUCCACUUUCCUCUUAUUAGACGAUACAACAGCCUGUACAGUAUCUCUUUUGGACAUGAAGCAGUUCAC